AUGUCAUCAACAAACGAACCUCCGACCGUCAUCUCGUCGGCGCAGACCCCCGAGGAAGAGUGCAAUAUCGCCGUAGCAAGACAGUAUAUGUCAAUCGCGUACUCCCCGACAGAAAACCACGGCGCCGAGUCCGUCCGCCACCUCUGCACCACCGACAGUUGGUUCUGGAGCCCUUCCACAUUUCCUGGAUGUUCCACCCCAAUGGACUACGCCGAAUCGCACGCUCAUGUGAUGGCAUCCGUCAACGACUUGCACAUUGUGCGGUAUGACCAGGCGUGGGCCAAGAACGGUCAUGUUCUCUUGCGAUAUACGGCGGAAGGGUCCCACUCGGGAGAGCCGUAUCAGGGCAUUGAGCGGUCGGAUCCACCGAGAAAGGCGCGAUGGAGUGCGUCCGCUAUUUUUGAGAUUGAGGACGGGAAGGUGAAGAGCUUUACGAAGGAUUGGGACCAGAAGGUUAUGCAGAUUCAACUUGGUUGGGCGCCUGUUGGGGAGAGUAAGGAUCCUCGGUGGGAUCGAGAAAUGCUGGCGCAGCCUGAGCUGGCUUGGGGUGAGAAGUGA
Messenger RNA from Aspergillus alliaceus, 558 nucleotides. RefSeq lists its product as uncharacterized. Bases 1 to 558 code for a protein of 185 amino acids. The record is from RefSeq and is a predicted model, not a curated record. NCBI's taxonomy places the organism in Eukaryota, Fungi, Ascomycota, Eurotiomycetes, Eurotiales, Aspergillaceae. The transcript has 3 exons.